AUGAACUGGACUGGAGGCCGUCUCCAUCGAUCUUCAUACAAGAUGAAGUCAUCAUCCAAAAACGUUGUGAGACAACGUGUUGCUCAAGCUAAAAUACGAAUGGUAGAUAGGCCGCCAGAUACUCUGUCGUUUGAGGUUGCUACUGGAGCACCGGGUAAGGAAGGCUGCAAUGAUGGACACGCUGGUACCAUUCGAGCAGUUGACGACCUUGGAGCAAGCUUUCAGAAAGCAAAACAGCCAGCAUAUUCAAACAAGCCGGGUUCCAUAGGUUCCCCUCCGGCUAGAGUUGAGGAGAUGAGAAAGAAGCUACUUGAUAAGAAAGACUGGGCGGGUCUUAGCCUAUCACGACCACAUAAGUUACAUACACCAUGUGGCCAAGUUAAAGGGAGACUUGGAAGAAAGCAGUCAUUACCUUAUGGAAGAAAUCCCAUCCGAUACUCCCCUCAGGGAGGUCAAUUUUCUCUUCCGGUGGAACGCCGAAAGAUUGCACAACCACACUUAUACCCUACAAAUCAGCUAAGUUCCGAUGAUAUUAGUAUAUGGAUUGAGCAACAACAAGAAGAACCUCAGCAUGAGGCUCUCCACAAUGGAAUGUAUAUGGAAGCCCAAGAGUCAGUGGAGCCGAUAUCGUCUGAUAACAACACAAGCAGAGAUAGAUCAAUUAGGUCUCUUAGGUCUACAACGCGCAAUGCGCGCUCUAUAUGUCAGUCAGGCAUGAAGACACCACGAUAUGCUGCUUGUGGUAAUCGUGUCGACAACGAGAAAUGCCAAUUACAAUUGACUAAACGGCUAGAUAUCUCCCCAAACCCCGAUCUAUCAAACCUACCCGUUCUAGAUCGCCGUGGCUCGUUUGCUACAAUCGACGGCCAGACAAGAUAUGUGCCACCGUCAUCUUCUAAACCCAGCAGUUCGAGUUCUCCAGAAGAGGAUAGUAGGAUGAAGUCAUCAAGGAAUGCAGAUGAAUACUGGUCUCGAAGAAGAGCCAUGUUAUACCAUAGUCAGAGAUACCAAGCACAAGAUACAUCUCCGCGAAACACUAAGUGUAUGGAAGUAGCAAACAACCUGGCCGGAUGCUCUUCAGGAUAUUCGUGUGGCGAUAACACUGCUAUGAUACGACAGAGGGAGGGAGCAACAUUCCGUUAA
Trichophyton benhamiae CBS 112371 is the source of this 1143-nucleotide messenger RNA. RefSeq lists its product as uncharacterized. The record is from RefSeq and is a predicted model, not a curated record. The transcript is spliced from 2 exons. Bases 1 to 1143 code for a protein of 380 amino acids. NCBI's taxonomy places the organism in Eukaryota, Fungi, Ascomycota, Eurotiomycetes, Onygenales, Arthrodermataceae.